CAAGAAAAGCAUGAGCAGCAGCAGCAGAAGCGUGCCUCUGCAGGCAGCCCCUCUCCUGUUCCCCCGCUGCUGAGUAAUGCUGCCUCCAGGAGCACCGCUUUCGACAGUUUGCCGCCUUACACCGAUGUGGUUAUUGUGGGAGCAGGACCAACAGGCCUUACGUUAGCGCUGUCUCUUGCACUUCAAGGUGUCUCCUUUGUGCUUCUGGAUGCGGCUCCUCAUCCGCCUUCCGAAAGCAGAGCGUUGACAGUUCAUGCACGGACCCUGGAAAUUCUCGAGGACCUGGGAGUGGCUUCCAGCUUUUUGACCCUGGGGCUUCGCUGCAGGGCUAUCGAGCUGUGGGUUAGCGGCAGGAAGGCGCUUUCUGUCCCUUUGAGUUUGAUGGAGUCUGCAGCAGUUCCCGUGCGCGUGCCCCCUUUGAAAGCCUUUGCCUCUCUGGCAGGAGCUCGGGGAGGCGCAGGCGACAGCUCGGAGACUGCUGCAGCUUGCAGCAGCGGCACACCCUUCCCCUUUGUUCUCAUCCUGCCGCAAGCGACAACUUGUCAGAUACUGGAGCAGCGCCUCAAUCAGCUGGGGCACAAGGUUCAUCGGGCCGUUGCCGUGUGGCAGGUCCAAGGCUUCUCCACGGACGAACCUGCCUCCUUCCCCGUCGAGCAGAAGAAGCAGCAGCAAGAGCAGCAGCAACAGAAAAGCGUGCAGCAGGAGGCAACAGCAAGAACCCCCUCGCGCGAGGACUCGAGCGGCAGCUCUUUUCGCUCGCCUCACGAAGGUUUGGAGCAAGCGGAUGCUGAAACGCUGGAGGGGCAGCAAACUCCGCAGCAGGAUGAGACUCCUCCUCUGCCUCCUCAGCACCAGCAAGAGCAGCAGCAGCAAGAGCAGCAGCAGCCAUCGUUUCCCUUAUUUGCGGCCGACGGCGAAACGCCUCGGCAGGAGAGCUCCGCAGUGCGGAAGGCAGGAGGUAUUUCUUUCGAGGGCAAGAUGGAUCCACGUUCCUUCUUCGUGGCAGACGUACAAAUCACCCCCACUCUGCCCUCCAGCGGCAGUUCAACUGUCUCCUCUUCCCCCUCCCCCUUGAUUGCCGCUGCCGCAUCUCCUGCCAUGACGACCUCAGCUUCUCCGUCUCCAGAGCCCAACGGAGACUCCCUCGAAGCGGAGAGCUGCCAAUGGCUCCCGUGCAGCGGCCUGGCAAUGCCUGGAGGCGGCUUGUGGGGAGACGGGCUGCUUUCUGGUUUGCGUAGACGCUUGCAUGCAGCGGCAGAAGCGGCCCUUGAGCCUGGGGAAGCCGAGAGAGCGCGUCUCAUGGCUUUAGGAAGGCGAUCUGCGGCGGGUGACACUGCAGAACUGCACUUCACACCCAAGGGGUUCGCUGUGUGUAUCCCCAUGUUGAUUUCCUCGUCAGCAGCGGACGUUGGCAUUGCAGCGGAAACACGCGGCAGCAACGGCAGCGCCAGCCGACGGCAGCAACUGCUGCUGCAGCAGCGCAGCAUUCGGCCGGUAGAAAAUGCGCAGUUUCGCUGGAGGGUUGUCAUGGAGAAGCCUUCCUCGGCAGCCAAUUCUGUAAGGCCCUCAACCUCGCCGUAUACAGACGCUGCGACAGCCGCUGCUGCCGCGACAGCCGCUGCUGUUGCUGCCGAGGGGGAGAGCGAACGAACGUGCAGUCCAGCAAGGCGGCAAGGAAGUCAGGCGCAGUGUCAGGCAGAGCUGCUGGAGCAGUUUGAGCGCAGCGCCUACAACUUGGGGUGGAAGCUGGCCCGCGUACUUCGCCUAGGUGCAGCAACACAGCUUCUGGACUCGUAUGCGGAGGAGACGAGACAUGCGGCGCGCGUCCUCUCCCGGCUCCUUCUUCGCAUGGCUGCCCCGCUAGCGCUGCAUUUGCCUGGCACGGCGAGGAGCUUGCGACAGACAAUUCUGAUGACACACAUUUCUUACCCGCAUCCAAGCGUGGCACUGGGGUGUGCUGACAUGUCCUUCAUGUCGGGAUUGAAGCCGGGAUGCAGGAUUCCAGACUGUCUCGUCAAAGUAGCGAGAAUCCCACGGGUGAACGCAGCAGAUCUGCCGGAUCCGGUAGCUGGCUACCUCUUUGAGCUGCUGGGAAAGGGUCGUCAUCUGCUGUUGCUGCACGUCAUGCUUCUCCCCCUGGGGGCAAGGAAGCAGAACAUCUUUGGAUGCGAAAUCGCGGGAGCACCGCUUGUUUCCCGCUACAACAACGAGGCAGUGAGCACUUUAUCCCGCCUCUGCCAACUUGCUGUGUUGGCCUCUGCCAAGUCUGCAGGGGGGCAUCAUGCCUCCUUCACGGAUGGCACGGUUCACCGCGUCUCACCGUCAGCGCCUUCCCUGUUUGCUUCCCAGAGCCUUGCUGCUCCCUUUUCUGCGGCGUAUUUUGCUGAUUACCCCGAGGGUGCAGUCAGGGAGGGGGGAAAGAUGGGCAGCAAAGACUUAAGGGGCUCCAGUUUCUCGGAUCCAGAGGACGAGCCAAGCGAGGCAGACCAAGGCAGUGACUUCGACGAUGAGAGUUCCUUUUCUAGAGAGGGGACAAGCCGCUUGAGCUCUCUAGGUGGUCCUCGCAUCCAUGCUGCUGCUGCAGGAGAGAGGCUUUUACGUCGUCACACGGCAUAUCCUCGUGCUCGCGCAUUGGCGGCAGCAACGGGGAAGCAGCUGUGGGCUUCCAAUCUCCGCGUAGUCUGGUGUUUCCACGGCGAAACAGCGGCUCUGCACACCACUGCGACAUCCACCAGCAUAACCUCGGAAAUUAUUCGUGGCAACUCGCGCGGCUCGCUCCCCGCCAAAAGCCAUUCAGUGCUAUUGCCUCAUCAGCCCCAUUUCCAGUCAGGCCCUGCGCAUGCAGCCUCCGCUCCUUGUGGAGUCGUGUCACAUGCUCUUUCCAAGGGGAAGGCAGAAGAAUACCACCUCGUGCAGCGCCCGCUGAUGCAGCUGCUGCCCCCAGCUCUCGUGCAGCAGAUGCAGCAGGCUAGCGGCGGCGGCAGGGAAACCUCAGGAUUUGUGCUUAUCGACUUUCUGGGAGACUUACAGAGCAAAUUCGGGUUGUGUCUCUCAGACCCUCACGCGUCUGAUGGAGCGGAGGGCAGCUGCGGCUUUUCCCUCAUACGCCCUGAUGGAUAUCUGGCUCACUGUGGAAAGGCUGGCGAUACAAAAGCUGCCAGGGGCCUUCUGGACUACCUCAUUAGAUUCUAG
Messenger RNA from Cyclospora cayetanensis, 3192 nucleotides. RefSeq lists its product as uncharacterized. Gene Ontology annotation, molecular function: FAD binding. The record is from RefSeq and is a predicted model, not a curated record. The annotation marks the transcript as partial. The transcript is spliced from 10 exons. Lineage: Eukaryota; Apicomplexa; Conoidasida; Eucoccidiorida; Eimeriidae.